Molecule: messenger RNA, 1304 nt
Organism: Gossypium arboreum
Lineage: Eukaryota; Viridiplantae; Streptophyta; Magnoliopsida; Malvales; Malvaceae
Exons: 3
Coding region: 210-782 (190 amino acids)
Cellular component (GO): chloroplast
Source: RefSeq, a predicted model, not a curated record
UAGCCACCACGCAUCACGUAAGGGCCUCUCAUAUGAACAUGUGGAGGACAUCACUCUCCAGCAAAACCAAAACUUGAAAGCUCAGGCAACUCAAAGCAAAAUUCAGUCUUUAGUCUCAACAUUAACAAAAGAUUAAAAUGAAAUCCCUGCUUCAGAGCUUGAUCGGUUGAUCCCCAAAACCAUCAAUAUAUAAAAGAAAAACUUUGGUUAUGGCUUUGUAUUUCAUGGCUACUUCACUUAAUCCAAAACCCUGUUCAAAUUCUAAUGUUAUUGUUGUUUCUCCAUUGCUUUACUCAAAAUCCAAACACCCUUUCAAGCUCAUCUCUUCUUCUUCUUCUUCUUGCGGUAAAACUUUUGCUCAAUCUGAAGGAAAAGAAGGGGGAGUUAAAGAGGAAGACCCUCCUGCUUUCUCUGGUUCAUUGUCUUCCACACGCACGCAGCUCGAUCUUUUGGACCAGCUAAGUUCAACGAGCUCCACUGCCGACGGGUAUGAGAGUGAUGGUAGGUCUGGGAAACUCACUAUUCGUGAGCAGCUCGUGCGGUUAGUCGGUGAUAGAGACGAUGACUUUACUAUUCCAUUGGGUAAAAACUUGAAGAAGGUUAGUCCAAAGUUUUUAACCAUCUCACAGAAGAGAAAUAUCAGGAGACAGGCAUAUUUGAAUGAAGUUUCUCAGAGAAACGAUUCGGUUUUCUUUGCAACGAUCGGAGCAUUCGUACUUGUUCCGCCGCUUAUAAUAUUAGGGAUUGCUAUAUUAACAGGUUAUGUCCAGCUAUUUCCUUGAUAUACAUACACAUUCUCAAAGUAAAUAGAAAUAUCGAGGUUAGACCGACCCGAACUUAUGUUCAGCUUGUUGUUGCCGUUUCUUUUCGUUUUCGUUAUUGCAUGAUCGGUUUACUCCCGAAAUUGAGUCCUGCUUCUUGGUUCCGUUGUUAAGAGCUUAUUCACAAUUUGUAGUUAUUCCUACAUGGAUGAGUAUGACAUGAAACGAGCAUCUCAUUUAACACAUCCAUAGUUCUCCUAGGCUUAGAAUCAUAUAUGCUUGCAAAUUCUUUGAAACGGAGAGGGAUUACGGGAACAUCGACCGAAGUAGGAAUGCUUGCAGAUGAAACAGAGGGGGAUUACUGGAACAUCGACAUGUUAAUAACUUAAGUGAAGAUAGGCUGUCUCAACGGUAUAUACGAAGAUGCCGGAAUCUUUUGCUGCUAAUACAAGUUCAUGUUGCAUAUAUUCAAUUCUAUGACGGUAUAUACGAAGAUGCCGGAAUCUUUUGCUGCUAAUACAAGUUCAUGUUGCAUAUAUUCAA